UGAGUUUCGACUCGUUCUUCGCGGAAUCGCCAUAUUUUACGGAUCGAACAAGAGGAUUGACAACGCCAUUGAGUGGAUUGUGUUAUUUUUCGGCGGUUCGUCGAGUGUUUUUAGUAAAAUAGCGAGCGCUGAGCGUUGCGUGUUUUUCACUGCUGUUUAUUGAGAAUUUGAUAUCACGCUGAAACGAAUCACUGCAACGGAAGUUGAAGUGUGCAAACAACAUGUACAGCAAUAACAUUGAUCCUUGGGAACCUGGCUAUGGGCCAGAAAGAAGAAGUCACAAUUCUGAUUAUGAUUAUCGCAAUGAUUAUGGAAGUAACAGAUCACCAGAGUAUUCGGAACAUCGUGAUGUUGAUCACCGUGAUAAGGAUCAUCGUAGUCCAGACUACAGAAAUCAUCGUGGAAGAGAUAGGGAUCGUGAGAGAGAUCGUUCAAGGGACAGGAGAGAUCGUAGCAGAGACGAUCGUGAUCGCAGUUAUAGGGAUCGCGAAGAUCGUUAUGGAAGACAAAGAGACAGAGACUCUGUAGAACGGGACAGAGAUAGAGAUAGGGACAGAGACAGAGAUAGAGAUCGUUCUAGACGUGACAGGGAUCGGGACAGAGAUAGGGACCGUAGGGGAAAACGUGACGAUCGGGAUCGUGAUCGCGACGACGAUCAUAGUCGAGAAAGUUUGGACUUUGAACAUGACCAUGGUCGUGCCUAUAGCUCGUCCAUGGAAGGGAUCCACUACAAAUCACAAUCGCCUAACAACACCAUAAUGAUACGUGGGCUUGCUCAACAUAUUACUGAAAAUGACGUGCGGCAAGACAUCCUCAAUUGUGGUCUUAUGCCUAAGGACAUCAGGCUGAUUCGAAAAAAAGAUACAGGUGCUUCGCGAGGUUUUGCAUUCGUCGAGUUUAACGCGACUCAGGAGGCCGCACGGUGGAUGGAGAUGAAACAGGGAGUGCUGAUGCUGCAGGACCAAUAUCGCGCAUUGAUGCAGUACAGUAUCCCGAAAGAGUGUCAUGUGGAUAAACCGCCAGCCAAAAAUACACAGGAUUGGCACUGUGUUAAGUGUGGAGCGCAUAAUUUUAAGCGACGCGAGACUUGCUUCAAAUGUUCUGCCUCGCGAGCGGAGAGCGAGGAAGGCGGAGAAGGCAGCGACGAAAUCAGUCCACAUCCCACGAACACCGUACUUUUACGGGGAUUAGAUGUAUUAACGACCGAGGAUUCGGUUCUACAAGCGAUGAAGAACUUGUCAUCAAUGCCAAUACGCAGUAUUCGCAUCGGUCGUGAUUCGCUUACAAAUACAUCUCGGGGGGUGUGCUAUCUGGAAAUGGGCAACGUAGUGGAUGCAAUGUACUUGCAUACUGCACUCACAAAACAAGGACUGAUAGUCGACGGCAGAAAGGUGGAGAUAACAUAUUGUAAACUUCAUCAAAUUAAUAACACGAACGCGUGGAAGUCGAACGAUGCCCAACCGCAAAGAUAUACCCUGGACGAUGUCGCUCAAUUGGCUGAAUACAGUGCCAAUUUGUAUGCCAAAACACCUGCGCAGAAGGCCCAUUACCUUCAGUAUUACACGCAGUACUAUCAAAAUCAGAUAAUGCAGGGCUCGGCGAUCACAUUGCCAUCUUUAAAUCAGACAGACCGAGUAAAUGCGGCCGCGGCGGUGGCACAAUCUGCUAUACAACAAUUACAAGCGUCUAGGAAAUUAGGAGGCGAUACCGAUGAUGUGAAGGGGCGACCAACCCCUACAGCACCAUCUAGUACAACGUUAGCGAGUGGCAGAGUUCCUGCACACUCCAGUGAUGGAAAAGUAUACUCUGUACCGGAUGUCAGCACUUAUCAUUACGAUGAAUCAUCUGGCUACUAUUAUGAUCCUAGUACCGGAUUAUAUUAUGAUCCGAAUUCGCAAUAUUAUUAUAACAGUCAUACACAACAGUUUCUUUACUGGGACGCUGAAUCAUUUUCUUAUCAACCAGCUAAGACCACUGCGAGUACAACGCAGGGUGCUGCAAGUACAAUAACAACGACGGCAAGUGGUACAGAUUCCGCGAUCACAAUCGGCAAUCAGGCUACGACUUCAUCAACCACUAAUAUAGUUCAAGAGGCGUCGAAAGAGGAUGAGAAUAAAAAGAAAGACACCAAGCAGGAUAAAGUGAAAGUAGCAAAGAAAAUAGCAAAGGACAUGGAACGUUGGGCUAAAACAUUGAAUCAGAAAAAGGAAAACGCGAAGAAUAAUUGGAAUUCGGAAUUUGCCGGUGCGGAUGGCAGUCAGGGUAUCGGUGGCAGUGGUGCGGCGGAUGCGGGAUACGCCAUUUUGGAAAAGAAAACUAUUGCGACUCCUUAUCACGAGGACGAGGAUCAGAGUGGUAAUGGAUUGGUAGCCGCUUACGGUGGUGGUAGCGAUACGGAAGAGGAAAUAGAAGAUGUGCAACAGGAAGAGAAACAGCAUACUGAUUGGAGUAAACUGGCAUGUUUACUCUGCAAACGACAGUUCCCGAGUAAGGAGGCGUUACUCCGACACCAACAGUUAUCCGAUCUCCACAAGCAGAAUUUGGAAAAUUGGUAUCAAGUACGCGGUCUAGAUCCUAACGAUCCACAGCAAAGAAACAACAAAUACAGAGACCGUGCUAAGGAAAGGCGAGCCAAGUAUGGCGAACCCGAACCACCACAACCCAAUAAAUUGAAAGAGAAAUACUUGAAAACUAGAGUGGAGGAGAUGUCGGUAUCUUACGAGGAACCUACGCGAGCCGGUAUUGGUUCAGACAACGUUGGCAAUAAAUUACUGCAAAAAAUGGGCUGGAGCGAAGGGAUGGGCUUAGGAAAAUCUAAUCAAGGUAGAACGAGUAUUAUUGAAGCCGAAAGACGCGUCCCUACGGCUGGAUUAGGUGCGAAGACUUCGUCAUAUAGCGCAUUACCGGGCGAUACUUAUAAGGACUGCGUGAAAAAGAUGAUGUACGCGCGAUAUCAAGAACUAUCUGAUACGUAAUAGGUAAGGUAAUAUAUAUAAGGUAAUAUAUAUAUAUAUAUAUAUAUAUAUAUAUAUAUAUAUAUAUAUAUAUAUAUAUAUACAUACACACACACACACAUAUAAGUUUACUCGUACUCGAUUUUCCAUAGACAUAAUUACACUCUCGUAUUGUUAUCAUUCGAAUACUGUAGUUACUUGCCAAUAAUUGCACAGUGAUCAAUUCCUGAAACUGUGUGUAUACUCUAUGCAAUAUAUAUGCAUUUCAUAUAUUCUCGUAUAAAAUUCUGUUUUCAUAUGCUUCAAGAUAAUGGCAUAUUGUAGAAAUCUCGUUUUCUUUUUUGUAAUAUAUAAAAAUACAAUGUACUGUCAAGAUUCAUAUACACAUACACAUAUAUGCCAUUUUCUACUUUUAUUUAUAUAACGGCGGUGUCACACUUGCGAAAGAAAAUAACUCUCUCCUUUUAAUCCUUUUAAUUAUAUUAUUUCUGAUUUUUUCAAUAGUGGAUUUUUGAUAUAGAAAAAAUGAAUCACUCUAUUGAAAUAGUCGAUUAUGAGUUGUUAUUGUUCAAUGCAAUAAUAUUCUUCACAAAGAAUAUAAUAUGUACAGUUGAGUGUAUAUCAAUAUGAGUGGUAAAAAAAAAUUGAUGGUGAACAAAUCUGAUCGUGAAAAAUUCUCUUUAAAAUUGUAAGCAAUACAGAAAAUCACAAGUUAAAUAUUUUGAAGCAUAAUAAAAUGUUCAUUGACCUAACAAGUGAGUUGUAUGAACAAUAUCACUUUAUUAUGAAUAUUGUUACGCAUUAUUAGAAAUACAUUAUUAGAAGUACUUUUUUAAUAUGUUCAAAAAGAGAAAUAAUUUGCUUCGCAAAACUACUGUGUUAAUUUGCUGCUUCUAUGAAAAAAAAAUAUACAUAAUCUGUUCUUAUUAUUCAAGAUAUUUUGAUUUUUAUUAACGCAUCUUAUAUUUAUUAUAUCAUAACGAAAUGUAAUAAAUUCCUUCAAUCUAAUUAUAUCAAACUGAAUAUAAAGAUAUAUUUUUGGAUAGUACAUUUAUUCUUGUACACUUUUUUUUAUGAUUUUUGGAGAUAAUACAUUUUACACUUGUCACUAUACAUACACAUUUCUAACAUCAUUCUUACAAUUUAUUACUAUUUUUCUAAAAUUAUCGUGCGAGAUUCAUGUAUUUAAUAACAUCAAGAAGAAUUAAUAAAUAUACAUGCGAUAUAUAUUAUUGCUCGCAUGAUGGAAACACGUGAAUAUUUUCUAUACAUAUUAACUUUUCUAAACUUGCUUAUUUGACUCAAUCAUCAUUCUCAUUCAAUAUCUCUUUUUCAAAUAAAUAUGAUCGAGUAACACAAUAUUAGCAAUAAAGAAUAAAAAGUACUCAAUCUGUCUCUGAGUCUAUUAAAGAUUACAUAAAAAAAAAUAACUCGAUAAAUAAUAUUAUUUAUAGAAAUAUAAAUAUAUCGAGAUAUUUUGUUAAUGUAUAAUUUAUAAAUUUAAUCACCUUUAUUUAUAUUUAAUCAAUUCUAUUAGUAUUUUUCGAGGUUUAUUACAAAUCUUAAAUAUGUGAUGAGAGGAUAUACAUUUGAAAUAAAAAUAGAGAGAGAGAGAGAGAGAUAUGCUGUUAUAUAUAAUAGAGUGUGUAUACAUAUAAUAAUACUAUAAUCUAUACUUUCACACAAAAGUCAAAAAAGAAGAACACACUGGAAUGUUAAAUAUUACUUUUUUUUUAGAGUCAUAAUCUAAGCUUAGUAAAACAAUAAAAUUUUGUAUUUCAUCAUUUUAAAUAUAUUCCUUAUAUAAUAUAUAAUAUUUUUUUUAAUAUUCACAAAAUGUAGAUCAGUAUAACAUUAUAUACUAGUUAUCUUAUAUUUACAUUUUCAUUUCUACAGUCGUUUUUCUCUUUAAUAUUUAAUAUUAAAUUAAUACAUAUUUAUAAUACUUCAGUGUUAUAAUAUGACACACCUUAUAUAAUCAUUUUACUAUCAUUUCACUAUCAUCUUUAUUAUAUUCAGAGAUAUAAAGCAAAAUAUUGGAUAUUUCUAUAUUAAGUGAUUUACAAUUUAUAGAAAAGUGAAGAUUAUAAUAAAUUGUUACUAUAAUCGUUAGUAAACUGAACAAUAUUAGAGAGAAUUCUCUAAUUCAAUUGCAUUUAAAUAUUUAUACAAUAUUACAUCAGACUUUAUUUUAUAACAGAAAAAGUUUAUUUAUUUUAUAUCUAAAACUAGGAACAAUCACAAUGUACCAAAAUCACUGUGUUAUUAUAACACAAGAGAUAUAAAAAGACCAAAAUCUCUUUGAGCAUGUAUAAGGUCAGUAUUAAAUAUCUUACAACCAAAGAUUAUAUAAUGUACUUUCUAUUAUGAAAUGGAUUCUUGUGCCAUUAAAUAGCUACAAUUCUUUUAUGUAUAUAAAUAUGAUGAAAAUAUGAGAUUAAAUAAUGAUUUAGAAUAAAAGUAUAUUAUAUAUCUUCAAGUAAUAUAAUAUUGCUUCUUAUUUUGAGGAAUUGUGUAAAAAAAUGGCUUUUUUUAUGAUGACAGUCUUCAACACAUUACCUUAUCAGUUACAUAACUACAUUAUUAUUUUUUGUACAAACUAUUAACUAAUUACAAACUAUUAAUUUAUUACAAUACUGCUAUUGAAAAAAAGCAUUAUUUUGAUUGUAAAAAAUAUUUGUUGCAGGCUUAGAAUUUUUCAAAUUUUAAUACACAAAAGUGCAAUAGUAUUUUAAUCAUCACUCAUAAAUAACAUUGCGAGAUUUAAUCAUAUGUUCUAUCACAGCAUGCCAGCAAUUAUAUUUGUUUGACUAGUGUAUUUCGUAUAAGAUAAAAUUUUUUGAUGCUACUGGAAAAUAAAUAUACUAUAACUCAUAAUCAGCCAAUUUAUAAAAAAUAUGUGCUAUAUAUAUAUAUAUAUAUAUAUAUAUA
Cataglyphis hispanica is the source of this 5885-nucleotide messenger RNA. RefSeq names its product RNA-binding protein 5-like. Gene Ontology annotation, molecular function: RNA binding. The record is from RefSeq and is a predicted model, not a curated record. Gene Ontology annotation, cellular component: nucleus. Bases 222 to 2975 code for a protein of 917 amino acids. Lineage: Eukaryota; Metazoa; Arthropoda; Insecta; Hymenoptera; Formicidae. Gene Ontology annotation, biological process: mRNA splicing, via spliceosome. The transcript is spliced from 8 exons.